Tribolium madens (black flour beetle) is the source of this 1139-nucleotide messenger RNA. Its product is annotated as pancreatic triacylglycerol lipase-like. The transcript has 3 exons. Gene Ontology annotation, molecular function: lipase activity. Gene Ontology annotation, biological process: lipid metabolic process. Lineage: Eukaryota; Metazoa; Arthropoda; Insecta; Coleoptera; Tenebrionidae. The record is from RefSeq and is a predicted model, not a curated record. Bases 36 to 1064 code for a protein of 342 amino acids.
AAGAUACUCAAAGUUUGACAAAAAAUUCAGUCAAGAUGAAACUCUUCACAACUCUUCUUGUUUUAUUCCCCUUUGCUCUCACAGGUCCUGUGGAGCCAGUUCGACGUUACGUAGUCGAAGAAAACAACCCGGAAUUCAAAAGGUACAUUUAUAUUGAAAAUCAAAACGGUCAAUAUGAAGAAAUUGACUUGAUGGCCAUCGAUCCUGAAGAAGUCCAACUAAAAGUAGUCCAAUCGGACGUCGAGUAUGACCUCUACACGAGACAAAAUCAAGACUACCCUGACAUUAUCACAAACGGAAAUGUGGAUAGACUUGCCAAGUCCCAUUUUGACCCUAAAAAAUUGACAGUUUUCGUUGCCCACGGCUGGAACAAUAACCGCAACUCCGCUGUCAACACUCACAUCAGACAAACAAUUUUCACCCAUCACGAUGUAAAUUUAUUUAUUAUUGACUGGAGCGGCCCCGCUAACAAAUUCUAUCUUUCCGCCAAAAACUCCGUAGUUCCAGUUGGAGAAUUUGUCGGUAAUUUUAUCACAAAAAUCCAAAAUGCCUACGGUUUGGACGGGUCCAGCUUCGUUUUGAUUGGGCACAGUCUCGGGGCUCAUGUCGUUGGUAGUGCUGGAGCUACAACCCAGGAAAAAGUCAACCAUAUCAUAGGACUUGAUCCUGCGGGACCUCUCUUCUCGCUCAAACAUCCCGAAAAUCGGUUGGAUAUCUCCGAUGGGAAGUUUGUCCAAAUUAUACACACCAAUGGCAAUUUGCUAGGUUUUGCCAGCUCGAUUGGGGAUGUUGAUUAUUACCCCAAUGGGGGGAUGUCGCAACCUGGGUGUGGGUUGGACUUAGCGGGUACUUGUGCCCACAGCAAGGCCUAUUUGUACUUGGCUGAGGCUUUCAGUAGGGGGCCUGUUUUUGAGGGAGUACUUUGUUCGGAUUAUAAGGACUUUAAGAAAGGACGUUGCGCAGAUAAUCCUAAGGCUGUCAUGGGACAACUUAGCAUCCCAACAAGAAACCUUGGUGAUUACUAUUUGCAGACUAAUUCGCAGCAACCCUUCGGACUAUAUUAAUUUACUUAAUUUAAAAAAUUAUAUUACUGUAUUUGUUCAAAAAUACAAAAUUUCUAAAUAAACAGUUUAUAUAUA